GUGAACACAUCUGGGACGCGGACAAAAUUGAGCUUCCCGGGACGAAAUGUCCGAAGUAAAGCCGAUGACACGGUCGUAAGUUAGAGUGUGGCGUCGCCGCGUUUUUAACCGAGCUACAGCGAUGGAUGCCGUGCGAAGAGCCCGUUGUCCGUGCUGAUUUGAGGUUUUCGGACGCUCCGUUAUUGUUUACGUCUUGUAAUUUGUAAUCCUACUCUAACAGCAACCAUUUCCAGUGUAGAGGUCGCAAAUGUGAAAGGAGGCCGUUUUGUAAUUCUGCGAUGUUGUAAACUUCGCAGUAACGGUAUUACUUGUUUUUGUGCAUUCUCUUGUUGGGGUAGAAAUGCGCCUGCAGCUGUCUUCGACAUGCCCGGGCUACGGUUAUGCGGCCGUGUGGUCUUUGUGGGAACGACAUGAGAGUUCUUACGGAUCACCACGACGGGUUUAGCCCGGAAGAAGAUUGAGGGAUGGAGGCUCGAAGGCGGCCUGGUACUCUAAGCACUCCGAACCUGAGGAGAAGAAUGGACCGUAUUUUACCCUUUUCUGAACGCCGAACGUCCAAAGUGUGGGACCACUACACCCAGCUUAGUAUGUAUAGAGUCGAGUGUAAUCACUGCAAGAGGCAGCUGUCUUUUCACAACAGCACCACAUCAAUGAGAGAGCACCUGGGACGGAAGCACAGCAUCCGCGAUGGGGCGGUCCCUCCUCCCAACACGGCUGACGUCCCGAACCCCUCCGCACUGCAUCCCCAGAUGGUCCAGUCCACUUUACUCAGUGGCAGAUUUGCAGCGUCCGCCGUGGGAGCUGACGCUCCGCCAGGCGCGUUUCAGCCCGUGGUGCCUGUUGUCGUCAAAGAGGAGCAGCACGAGGAAGCGUCAGUCGAGGCCGCUGAGGCAAAACACACGUGCACUACGUAUCCCCCUAGCACCGCUGGUGCAGGCAGCACCUCAAAUGCCAACUCCAUUCCCAACCCAGACAUGGAUCCGUCGUACGGGUUUUCUCCAGAGGAGAUCAACAGCACGCUGAGCAGCAGUGGUGGCAGCAGCAAUAACAGCGGCACCAGGGGUUGCAGUGACAAGCGGGCAGGUGUGUUUACAGAGCUGAUCUUGGAGAUGGUGUUCAGGGACCUGCAGCCAUUGUCCGUGGUGGAAGAAAGAGGCUUCAGACUGUUGCUUAGUUGCCUUGAGCCCAACUAUCCAGUACCCUCGCCGUCCUUGCUCGGGAGCCUUCUGUGGCAUCGCUACCACGUUCUCAAACAGUGUCUGCGGCAGCACCUUGAAACCAGCCUGGCCCCUCGCUGUCUGGCUCUCUGCGCCGAACACUGGCGAUCUGUGGAGGGCUGUGGGGUUGAAGGUAGCGGCCAGUUCUACCUCACGGUCAGUUCGCAUUUUGUCGACUCCAACUGGCGCCUGGCCCGCUGUGUUCUAGAGACUCGUCCGAUACCAGAACACAAAGGCGGCACCACCGAAGCUGGCCCUGUGAAGUUUGCGGACACUUUAAAAGCAGUUCUCUCGGAAUUCCACAUUCCUGAGAAUUACGUGUUCUGCAUCGUUUAUGACACUCCCUCGGAAUAUCAACAGGUAUUUCCCGGACCCAGUCGCGCGCCCGUUCUGUCCCUUCCGGACAGCUGGGAGCCGCUUCUUUGUGCAGGGGAGGCUCUCAAAAUUUGCAUCCAGGAGGGUCUUAAUAUAGAGACUGUCAGACAGGCGCUCACAGACGCCCGUGGGAUCAUCCUGCACUUCCAGCACGACAGCGACGCGGCGGCAGCUCUGAACCAGAAAGCCGAGGCCGCCAACAAGGGCUCAGCCCGCCUUGUCCUGGAUGACCCAGGCCGAUGGGCCACCGCUAUCGACAUGUGCGAGAGCCUGUUGGAGCUUAAGUGGGUGGUCAGUUCUGUGCUUGAGGAGCAAAAAGCCGCGCCCAAUUUGGCUGACCACCAAUGGCGGUUGUUGCACGAACUUGUACCGGUGCUAAGGACCGUGCGCAUCGCCGCGUCCUUCCUGAGCGAAGACAUCAACGCUGCCGUUUCUGCCUUGAUGCCGUGCCUGCAGGGUGUGUCCCGCCUCCUCGGGCAGAACAUGGCCGAGUGCGGCUGCCCGCUGGUCAGGGGGGUCAUGGAGAAGAUCCGCUCCGGGAUGGAGAAGCGCUGGAGGCUGAGCGAUGAGGAGGCGCUGCUCGGCUGCCCUGCUGUGCUGGCCUCGUUCCUGGAUCCCAGAUUCAAGGAGAUGCGGUUCCUCAGCCCGCAUGCCCGCAGCAAGCUACACGACAAGGUCAAAGAGCUGCUGUCUGUUCAGGCUUACGCAGAGGAUGGGGCGGCAGGCCAGGAAGCGGACAGAGGCUUGGAAAUAGGAGAGAAUGAGGUUGGAGGGAAUGCUCCGGGUUUGGGCUUGGAUGACCCAUUGCCCAUCCCCACGGUGGCCUCCUUGGACUCGCCCGAGUCCUGCGCGUCAGCGGAAGAGGGCGACAGCAUUGAGCUUCAGCAGAAUGGGACCGUCGUGCCCGUCUCCUCUCCAGAACAGGUCAACGAGAGUACGCACACGGGAUCCUCCCCUUCCAAAGUCGGCGGCGGUGGCCGCAAAAGAUCGGCCGGCAUGGCUGGCCUGACGUCUCCGCUUCGAAGCGACCGGCAGCUCUCUGCCCGAAUGCGGAUGAGCCCCCUUCCUCAAAGCAUGUACGACAUUCUCCUCGGAGAGGAUCCUACCGAGCGCAUGCCUGAGAUCCAACAGCAGCUGGAGAACUACAUAGCAGAGCCGCUGUGCAAACGUAGCCUUUCGCCACUACACUGGUGGCGCAAUAAAGAACAUCGCUUCCCCGCCGUGGCUCGACUCGCGCGCAAGUUUCUGGCCAUCCCAGCGACAGCUAUCCCAGCUGACCGGGCCUUUGCCCCAAGAGAGUGUCCUGUGGCCCACAGGAGAGCCAUGUUGGGACCCAAGCACCUCGACCACAUCUUGUUUCUUCAUCAGAACUGUGAUUAUGUGGAGCAGCUUAAAGGCAGUCCCUCAGGCCAUGGAGAGAGUGACCAUAACAGUAGUGUUAGUGGGAACCAAAGCAGGGACAGCCUCUAUCAGACCUUGGUGUCCUACGACAGUAAGGUUUGAGUGAAGAUCAUUCUUUAUGGACAGGUGCUUCUGGCACACAAGCCUACGAGAGUUAAAGUUCUCAAACGUAAGAUGAUCAGAGUUUUGAAGUGGACACUUUCCGCAACCUUAUUUUUCACACAAGUAUCAGAAUAUGCUCCUUGGGGUCUGUGAUUAAAAGCCCUGACUAGUCAAUAAGUAUUCAUGUAAUAUUUACAAGUUUUCAAUUUAACAGUUGAGCAGCUAUUUAAGAUUAUAUUUACAACAAUCACAGAAAUGUCAUUACUAGUUUCAAACACCUAAUUGCUAUUCCGUCUAAGGAAAUUAUGACACUACUUUUUUUUAGUGUUUGGGCUCUGGGAGUUCUGGAGAACAAUCGUGUGUCUCUGAUGUAUUCAUUAUGUUGAAUGGAUGAUUUUAUGUGCCUGUUAAAUAUUGCAUAAGUGUUAAAUUACAGGGUAAAAGCCUAGAUAUACUGUUACUUAAGAAUAACUGUCUCUGAAGCAUUGUUGAUGAUUACAGGUAAGCUAUUGCCAAGUUCAUGCAUGCAUUUCAACAGUUAUUGUUUCUUCCAUGCACAUAGUAAUGGGAAAAUGACAUUCUGUAACUUGACAUAACUAAUACUUUAUCUUCCCUAAAUGUGGCAGUAGAUUUUAAGGUGUAAUCCAUUACUGCAUGUCAAAUUAACGUGAGUGAAAACCAUUUCAACCAGAAAAUAAACUUUUACUGUCAAGUCA
Molecule: messenger RNA, 3811 nt
Organism: Electrophorus electricus (electric eel)
Lineage: Eukaryota; Metazoa; Chordata; Actinopteri; Gymnotiformes; Gymnotidae
Source: RefSeq, a predicted model, not a curated record